Messenger RNA from Terrapene triunguis (Three-toed box turtle), 1629 nucleotides. RefSeq names its product solute carrier family 24 member 5 (gene SLC24A5). NCBI's taxonomy places the organism in Eukaryota, Metazoa, Chordata, Testudines, Emydidae. Gene Ontology annotation, molecular function: calcium channel activity; calcium, potassium:sodium antiporter activity. Gene Ontology annotation, cellular component: membrane. The transcript is spliced from 9 exons. Gene Ontology annotation, biological process: intracellular calcium ion homeostasis; calcium ion transmembrane transport; melanocyte differentiation. The record is from RefSeq and is a predicted model, not a curated record. The coding region runs from base 25 to 1539 and encodes 504 amino acids.
CAGUGCGAGGCUGAGGCCGGCGCGAUGAAGGGAGGCUGGAGGAACCGGGCAAGAGGCGGCCGGGCAGCCUCCGUCCUGCUGCUCCUGGGGGCUCUGGCCGCCUUUCACCUGCCUCGCAGGGGCGCUGCCGCCCAGCGGCUCCGCAGGGACACAGAAAAUAAAACACAAUGCAUCCCCCCUCCCUCAUCGGAAUUUCCUGACGCAUUUUUUACACAACAGGAGAGAGAAGAUGGGGGGAUCAUUAUCUAUUUCAUAAUUAUCCUUUACAUGUUUAUGGCUGUAUCCAUUGUGUGUGAUGAUUACUUCCUUCCUUCUCUAGAGAGCAUUAGUGAAUCCCUUGGCCUCUCUCAGGAUGUUGCUGGAGCAACUUUUAUGGCAGCUGGUAGCUCUGCUCCUGAAUUGGUCACUGCUUUUCUAGGGGUAUUCGUGACAAAGGGAGACAUUGGAAUUAGCACCAUCCUUGGAUCUGCAAUCUAUAACCUUCUUGGUAUCUGUGCAGCUUGUGGGUUGUUAUCUAGCGUGGUUUCGAGGCUGUCUUGUUGGCCACUGUUUAGAGACUGUUUGGCAUAUGCAAUUAGUGCAGCAGCAGUCCUUGCAAUGAUAUUUGACAGCAGAAUUUACUGGUAUGAAGGUGCUUCCCUGCUGCUGAUUUAUGGGUUAUAUAUUCUGGUGCUGUGUUUUGAUAUUAAAAUCAAUCAAUAUAUUAUGAAGAAGUUUAGUCCCUGCUGUACUUGUUUUGCAAAAGCUAUGGAAGAAAACACUGAACAGCAGCCAUUAAUUGGCUGGAAGGAAGAAUGUGAACCACUAAUUUGUCGACAAUCAAGAAUCGAUAGUGGAAUUUUUCAUGAUGAAUCAGACUACUCACAACUUUCUAUAAGUUUACAUGGGCUUGAUGAAAUUUCUGAAGAUCCUCCAAGUGUCUUCACCAUCCCUGAAGCAGAUUUAAAAAGAAUUUUCUGGGUGUUAUCUCUUCCUAUUAUUACACUACUCUAUUUGACCACACCAGACUGCAGAAGACAGUUUUGGAAAAACUGGUUCAUGGUGACAUUUUUCAUGUCAGCUGUGUGGAUUUCUGCAUUUACAUAUGUCCUUGUAUGGAUGGUAACAAUAGUGGGUGAUACGCUGGCAAUUCCAGAGACAGUAAUGGGUCUUACAUUACUAGCAGCAGGGACAAGCAUACCAGACACAGUUGCAAGCGUACUGGUGGCUAGGAAAGGAAAAGGAGAUAUGGCUAUGUCUAACAUUGUAGGAUCCAAUGUAUUCGAUAUGCUGUGUUUGGGAUUACCUUGGUUUAUAAAAACUGCCUUCAUAGAUACAUCAGCACCUGUGGAAGUGAAUAGCAGUGGUUUGACUUACACAGCAAUUUCUCUUAUUUGUUCCAUUAUUUUUAUUUUUCUGGCAGUUCACCUGAAUGGUUGGAAGUUAGAUAAAAAACUGGGAGCAAUCUGUCUAGUAAUGUACUUAGCAUUUGCUAUUCUGUCAAUUUUAUAUGAACUUGGGAUCAUAGGGAACAAUCCUGUAAAGGUCUGUGGUGGCUAGUUUUAGCCAGUGACUGUACUGAGGAAGACACAAAACAAUGAGAGAGGAUCAAUUUCUUCAUUUAGUCAAAUAAAAAAAAUCCAAAACUCC